GAAAAUAAAAACUUGGAGAAAAGAAAACACAUGCGCUGUUUUAAACGCAAGUAGACUUUUACGUGAUUCAGCAGAGCAGAUCAAUUAACCAUACACUUACAAGGAGCUAAAGAUGGCAGAUGGUUUUGACGACGACUUGUUUAAUGUGUUUGAUGAUGCGGAAGUCAAACAACAACAAACUACAUCAAAAGGGAGCGGAAAGUCGGACAUCACAAGAACAGAGGAACUUCUACAGAGCAUUGUUAGUAACAAACGAGCUGCUGAGGAGAAUGACGAUGAAGAUCAUCAGUCAAAGAAACAGAAGGCGGAGGACACAUUACAAACUGAAGUCAUGUCCAGAAUCCAGGUUCACAGAGUGGAAACGGCCGAGGCCUGCUUACACGAGGUGGCCAUACCUCCUGAGACGGAGUUUGUUCCCAUGAAGCCAAUGGCGGAGAAGCCAGCUAAGGAGUAUCCAUUUAUCCUCGAUCCCUUCCAGAAAGAGGCUCUCUUGUGUUUGGAGAACAGUCAGUCGGUUUUAGUGUCUGCCCACACAUCUGCUGGGAAAACUGUUGUGGCUGUUUAUGCUAUUGCGAUGUCUCUCCGUGACAAACAACGAGUGAUCUACACGUCCCCCAUUAAAGCCCUCAGUAACCAGAAGUACCGCGAGCUGUACGAAGAAUUCCAGGAUGUUGGGCUGAUGACAGGCGAUGUAACGAUUAAUCCCACCGCCAGCUGUCUCGUCAUGACAACAGAGAUUUUGAGGAGCAUGCUGUACAGAGGAUCAGAGAUAAUGAGAGAAGUGGGUUGGGUUAUAUUUGAUGAGAUUCACUACAUGAGGGACAAAGAGAGAGGCGUGGUUUGGGAAGAGACCAUCAUCUUACUUCCGGAUAACGUCCAUUAUGUUUUCCUGUCGGCCACCAUACCUAAUGCCAGACAGUUUGCUGAAUGGAUCUGCCAUCUGCACAAACAGCCAUGUCAUGUGGUAUAUACUGACUAUCGACCCACGCCACUUCAACAUUACAUUUUCCCUGCUGGAAGCGAUGGUAUACAUCUGGUGGUCGACGAAAACGGUGAAUUCAGGGAGGAGAAUUUCGGCAAAGCCAUGUCCGUUUUACGUGAUGCGGGCGAGGCUGCCAAGGGUGAUACAAGAGGACGCCGAGGGGGGUUUAAAGGUUCGGAAUCGAACUGUUUUAAGAUAGUGAAGAUGAUCAUGGAGCGGAACUUUGCCCCGGUGAUCGUGUUCAGCUUCAGCAAGAAAGACUGUGAAGCCUACGCACUUCAGAUGUCUCGACUGGACUUCAACUCAGAGGAGGAGAAGGCUCUGGUGGACGAGGUGUUCAAUAACGCCAUAGACAACCUGUCAGAGGAGGACAAAAAACUGCCUCAGAUUGAACACGUUUUACCGUUACUGAGGAAAGGCAUUGGGAUACAUCACUCUGGAUUGCUACCACUGUUAAAAGAAACCAUUGAAAUUCUGUUUUCUGAAGGACUUAUAAAGGCGCUGUUUGCGACGGAAACAUUUGCUAUGGGACUUAACAUGCCUGCCAGGACAGUCCUGUUCACAGCUGCUCGAAAGUUUGACGGCAAGGACUUUAGAUGGGUGACCUCAGGUGAAUACAUACAAAUGAGUGGGCGGGCCGGUCGUCGAGGGAUUGAUGACCGAGGAAUUGUCAUACUGAUGGUGGACGAGAAGAUGAGCCCCUCUGUCGGAAAACAACUUGUCAAGGGCCAGGCUGACCCGCUGAACUCAGCUUUUCACUUGACCUACAACAUGGUGCUGAAUUUGUUACGAGUGGAAGAGAUAAACCCGGAAUACAUGUUAGAGCGGUCCUUCUAUCAGUUCCAGAACUACUCGUCCAUACCAGAUCUAUGUCAGAAAUUGAAAGAUAUGGAGGAAGAUUACAAUAAGUUAUCGGUAGAGAGUGAGGACAGUGUGGCAUCAUACUACAAAAUCCGUCAACAGCUGGAAAACCUCCAUAAGGACCUCCUGUCUUACAUACAGAAACCGCAGUACAUACUACCGUUCCUCCAGCCCGGCCGAUUAGUACAGGUAAAGAACGGCGAUGAUGAUUUUGGAUGGGGAGCAGUCAUCAACUUCCAGAAGAAAGCCAAUCAGAGUAAAACUUCUCCAGGCUCGGAGUCAUCGUAUGUGGUGGAAGUCUUGCUGAACCUCUCACGAGAAACGGCACGCUGUAAAGAUGUGAAGACAAUCAAACCCUGUCGUAAAGGAGACCGGGGAGAAAUGCAGGUUGUUCCAGUGCUCGUUCAUUUGAUUCAGGGCGUCAGUGCAGCCAGGUUAUACAUACCCAGUGAUCUAAGGUCAUUGGACAGCAGGCAGAGUGUGCAGAAAUCAAUACAGGAAGUAGAGAAGCGGUUCCCUGAUGGUGUGCCGUUGUUAGACCCGAUAGAAGACAUGGGGAUCAAAGAAAAGGCUCUCAAGGAUGUUGUCAAGAAAAUAGAAGCAUUUGAACACAGAAUGUACUCCCAUCCUCUUCAUAAAGAUAAAAAUCUGGAAGAUCUGUACAAGCAAUACCAAAACAAAGCAAAGGUUGGAAAUGAUAUCAGGGCACUAAAAACAGAACUGAAGAAGAAGAAAUCCCUGCUGCAGAUGGACGAGUUAAAAUGUCGUAAGCGAGUGCUAAGAAGGCUGGGAUACUGUACGGCAUCGGACGUCAUUGAACUGAAGGGGAGAGUGGCCUGCGAGAUCAGCAGUGGAGAUGAGCUGCUUCUAACGGAACUAUUAUUUAAUGGUGUGUUUAACGACCUGACCUAUCAGCAGUGCUGUGCCCUGGUGUCGUGUUUUGUCUUCCAGGAGAACGCUGGCUCUGAAAAUCCCAAACUGACAGAGGAACUCUCGGGACCACUCCGAAUCAUGCAGGACACAGCUCGGAGAAUAGCGAGAGUUAGCAUCGAGGCCAAACUGGAAAUGAACGAGGAGGAUUACGUCACAGCGUUUAAGCCCCACAUGAUGGACGUCGUCCACGCCUGGUGUAAUGGAGUGUCGUUCGCACAGAUCUGUAAAAUGACCGACAUAUUCGAAGGGAGCAUCAUCAGAUGUAUGAGGCGACUUGAGGAGACUCUCCGACAAAUCAUGCAGGCAGCAAAAGCCAUCGGAAACUCGGAACUCGAAAACAAAUUCGCUGAAGGGAUAAGAAGUAUUAAGAGAGACAUUGUAUUUGCUGCCAGUUUGUACUUAUAGUGACAAACAACAAAUCAACAUUCGUCAUGGAAGCCUGAAGUCGAGAACCGGGAACCAGUUUUCGUCCAGUAAUCCAUCAUUUGGUUUAACCAGUGAAACAGUCUGAAUUAAAAUCUGGUUAGUCUGGUAACAGACAUGAAGAUUAGUGGACAUUUGACCGAAAGCUAAAGACAUAACAGCUUUAUUUGUUAUGUAUUGUAAUUACAGCGAUGACCUCAUAUCUGUAUCAUGUUGUUUCAUUUUGUGUUAAGACUUCGCCACAUUAAAUUUCAAGUAUAA
Molecule: messenger RNA, 3460 nt
Organism: Ostrea edulis (European flat oyster)
Lineage: Eukaryota; Metazoa; Mollusca; Bivalvia; Ostreida; Ostreidae
Product: exosome RNA helicase MTR4-like
Exons: 25
Coding region: 113-3181 (1022 amino acids)
Biological process (GO): RNA catabolic process; maturation of 5.8S rRNA
Cellular component (GO): nucleus
Molecular function (GO): ATP binding; RNA helicase activity; RNA binding
Source: RefSeq, a predicted model, not a curated record